AGCAUAUUCCCUCUACCUAAGAAGUGAAGAUUGAAGGUUCCAUCCAUGGCUACUACUAAACUCGGCUUUGUCACUCUCCUCCUCCUCUGCGGCAUUGUUAUGGUGGUGAAUCAUGCAAAUGCCCAACAAAUGAAAGGUUGCACUCUAGAGUGUGACAGUCGAGCAGAGUAUAUGGUGUGCCCCUAUGGGCAGGGGUCAAAGAUGAAGCAAUUCCAAGUUGCAGGCUCACUUUGUAUGAACUGUUGCGGAGCAGAGAACCUGGGCUGCAUACUCUUCGAUCAAAGUGGAACUCCCUAUUGCCAUGAGGACCGCUCGUUGCGUAGCCAAAGCAUUGUUAGGGGGGUGAAGCAUGCAAAUGCCCAAGAAACGAAAGCUUGCACUAAAGAGUGUGACGGUCGAGCAGAGUAUAUGAUCUGCCCUGGUAUGGAGGGGUCAAAGAUAAAGCAAGUUGCAGGUUCACUUUGUAUGAACUGUUGUGCAGCAGAGAGUCUGGGCUGCAUACUCUUCGAUCAAAAUGAAACUCCCUAUUGCCAUGAGGAGGAGCGCUCGUUUAUCCGUAAGAUGGUGGCCUAGAUCCAUGCAUAUAUGCGCCAAUAAAACGCAAAUAUCAAGUUUGCUCUACGUACUGUAUCUAUCUUUGAAUAAUUAGGAUCGGAUCGGAGAUUAUUAGGCGGCCUAUGUACGCCAUCUCCUUUGUUGUACUGAUCUCAGCUUUUGCAGAUGUUAAUGAAAGGAAAGUGUGGAGUUAA
This is a messenger RNA of Ipomoea triloba (trilobed morning glory), 749 nucleotides long. Its product is annotated as proteinase inhibitor type-2 TR8-like. Gene Ontology annotation, molecular function: serine-type endopeptidase inhibitor activity. NCBI's taxonomy places the organism in Eukaryota, Viridiplantae, Streptophyta, Magnoliopsida, Solanales, Convolvulaceae. The coding region runs from base 46 to 573 and encodes 175 amino acids. The record is from RefSeq and is a predicted model, not a curated record. The transcript has 3 exons.